GAUCUUGGGAUGGAGCUCAACGCCUUUACCUUUCUUCAAAGUGCCGUAUUCAUUGCCAUUGGGUAUCAUGCCAAUCUCCAUUCAACUGUUGUUGGAUCCGAAGUAGAAACUUCCGACAGUGACUCCAGUCACGACAUUGAUGUCUCUUAUUGCGGCAUGAAUUGUACGGUAGAAAAUGGAGUCUCGAGCGGGUGCAACGAAGAUUGUGUAUGUGUACAUCACGGCAAUGAACCCAAUGGUAUCUGCAUAACCAUCACGAAUUUAGGAGAUUUAGGAAAUCCUCUCGAAGAUCCGAGCAUCGAUAAUGCAACGCCUCUGACACAAAUUUUUGCAGAGGAAGCAUAAACACGAAAGUAACCAAGAACUCGAAAAAAUAUACUGAAUGUGUUCAGUAGCAUCGGUGAUGGAUGUAUAAUCAUUCCAAUUU
Ixodes scapularis (black-legged tick) is the source of this 427-nucleotide messenger RNA. Its product is annotated as evasin P1095-like. NCBI's taxonomy places the organism in Eukaryota, Metazoa, Arthropoda, Arachnida, Ixodida, Ixodidae. The transcript is spliced from 3 exons. Bases 10 to 345 code for a protein of 111 amino acids. The record is from RefSeq and is a predicted model, not a curated record.